Crotalus tigris (Tiger rattlesnake) is the source of this 2184-nucleotide messenger RNA. RefSeq names its product vomeronasal type-2 receptor 26-like. NCBI's taxonomy places the organism in Eukaryota, Metazoa, Chordata, Lepidosauria, Squamata, Viperidae. The transcript is spliced from 4 exons. The coding region runs from base 1 to 2184 and encodes 727 amino acids. Gene Ontology annotation, cellular component: membrane. Gene Ontology annotation, molecular function: G protein-coupled receptor activity. Gene Ontology annotation, biological process: G protein-coupled receptor signaling pathway. The record is from RefSeq and is a predicted model, not a curated record.
AUGACUCCAAUCUACCAGCACAUCUUGGCCUUAGAAUUUGCCAUCACAGAGAUCAAUAGAAAUCCCAAUAUUUUACCCAAUCACACCCUGGGUUUUCAGAUCUAUAAUACCUACUUCAUGACAAGUUGGACAUAUCGGGCCUCACUGGAGCUUUUCUCUGUAAAGGGCCAGUUCAUCCCUAACUACAACUGUGAAACACAGCACAGACCAAUAGCAGUCAUUGGAGGACCUACUGCUGAUGUGUGUUUACACAUGGCUACCAUCUUGUCCCUCUACAAGAUACCACAGUUAAUCUAUGGUUCUCCUAUUGAAAAUAAUAGCAGAAGAGAGGCUGCUUCAUAUCUACAAAUUUCCCCAAAUAUAGACCAUCAAAAUAAGGGAAUUUUCCUAUUACUGCUGCAUUUUGGAUGGACAUGGAUUGGCAUAUUGACUGCAAAAUAUGACAGUGGAGAGAGGUUUGUACAAAAUGUGGUUCCCAUGUUAGCCCAGAAGGGGAUCUGCUCAGCCUUCAUUGAAAUAUUUCCAAUCGUUGGCUAUUCAAAUAGAAUUGCUGAGUUGGUAGAAUUGGGACUUGAAAUGUACAUGGUGGUUAUGAAAAGCACAGUUAAUGUAGUACUAGUUCAUGGUCAAAUUCAUGCCAUUAUAGUUCUGAGACUUCUGUCCACCAGUUUGAAAUCUGAAGAUUUACCAUUAUGGGAAAAAGGUAAAGUCUGGCUUCUGACAGCACAGGUGGGUUUCACCUCACUUCCCUUUCUAAGAAAUGGUGACUUAAUCUUCCUCCACGGUGCUCUGUCUUUUGCUAUUCACUCAGAGAAGGUGUCAGGAUUCCAGAAAUUUGUUCAGAUGAAGGACCCUAUCUUAGAAAAAGAAGAUAUUUUUAUCAAGCUCUUCUGGGAAAGUGCCUUUAAAUGUUCCUUCUCCAUCUCUGAAGUGGAGGAGGAAAAUGUGAUUCCCUGCACUGGAAAGGAGAAACUGUUAGCUCUUCCUACAUCUGUGUUUGAAAUGGACAUGACUGGCCACAGCUACAGCAUCUACAAUGCCAUCUAUGUGGUGGCACGUGGUUUGCAUGACUUCCAUUCAUCAAUAAUGCAAUACAGAGCUAGGGGGCAUGCAACCAAACUGGAACAUCUGGAUCAAAAUCUAUGGAAGGUUCAACCUCUAUCUUUGUGCAAUAGCAAUUGCCAUUCAGGUCAUGCCAGGCGCAAGAUAGAAGGGAAGGCAUUUUGUUGUUAUGAUUGCCUACGAUGUCCAUAUGGGAAAAUUGCCAACCAAGUUGACAUGGAUGAUUGUUUUCAAUGUCCAGCUGAUCAAUAUGCAAAUGUGAACCAGAAUUUGUGUCUUCCAAAGAUUGCAACAUUUUUGAUGUAUGGAGAAAUUUUAGGGAUCAUUUUGGCCAGUUCCGCUCUUUUGUUUUCUUUGGUCACAGUUGGAAUUCUUUGGAUCUUUAUUAAGCAUAAGGAUACUCCCAUAGUCAAAGCCAACAACCGGAAUCUCACCUAUGCUCUCCUUAUUGCUCUCCUCUUAUCUUUUCUUUCUUGUUUAUUAUUCCUUGGAAAACCUGACAAAGUGAGAUGUCUCCUUCGUCAAACUGGCUUUGGGAUCAUCUUCUCUGUGGCCAUUUCCUGUGUAUUGGCUAAAACCAUCACUGUAGUUCUGGCUUUCAUGGCCACUAAGCCUGGUUCUAAGAUAACCAAAUGGGUGGGGAGAAGAUUGGCCAUGUCCAUCGUGUUGGGCUGCAGCUUAAUUCAAGGAAUUAUUUGUACGAUAUGGCUGACAACCUCUCCACCAUUCACAGAUGCUGACACAAAUGCAGGGGCAGAAGAAAUAUUUCUGCAGUGUAAUGAAGGUUCAGUCUUCAUGUUCUACUGUGUCUUGGGCUAUAUGGGCUUCCUUGCCAUUAUUAGCUUUACGGUGGCUUUUCUAGCGAGAAAAUUGCCUGAUGCUUUCAAUGAAGCCAAGUUUAUCACCUUCAGUAUGUUGCUCUUCUGUAGUGUCUGGUUGUCCUUUGUUCCCACCUAUCUGAGUACCAAGGCAAAGUAUAUGGUUGCUGUGGAGAUCUUCUCUAUUAUUGCUUCUAGUGUUGGGUUAUUGGUUUGUAUUUUUUCCCCUAAGUGUUAUAUCAUUAUGUUGAGGCCUGAUCUAAACAACAAAAAACAGCUAAGACAAACCUACAGAAAAGCAUAA